Messenger RNA from Adineta steineri, 2244 nucleotides. Lineage: Eukaryota; Metazoa; Rotifera; Eurotatoria; Adinetida; Adinetidae. The record is from the annotation of a GenBank genome assembly.
AUGCCUCGUCCAACAACUGCAUCGAAUAAGGGUAAAGAUGAAUCUGUUCGAGUCGUUGUUCGAUGUCGUCCGAUGAGCGAUAAAGAACAAGAAACUAAUUGUGAAAGAAUUGUUAAUAUUGAUGAACAACGUCGACAAAUAUCUAUUCGACGACCUGUUAAUGAAAAUUCUCAACGUAAUGCUGGUGAAGAUGGACAUAAUUUCUUUUUUGACGCUGUUUAUGAUUGGAAUUCAAAACAACGAGAUGUUUAUGAACAAACUGCACGACCACUUGUUGAUUCCGUAAUUGAAGGUUUUAAUGGAACAAUAUUUGCCUAUGGACAAACUGGUACAGGAAAAACAUUCACUAUGGAAGGUGUUCGUUCACAAGCGGAAUUACGUGGAAUAAUUCCAUCAUCAUUUGCACAUAUAUUUGAUUCAAUUUCACAUAGUACAUCAAAACAAUUUCUUGUACGAGCUUCUUAUCUUGAAAUCUAUAAUGAAAGUAUUCGUGAUCUAUUAUCAAAAGAUCAAAAUAAACGUUUACAAUUACAAGAACAUCCAAAAGAAGGUGUUCAUGUACAUGACCUUAGUUCAUUUGUUACAAAGAAUUCACAAGAAAUUGAACAUGUUAUGACAAUAGGAAAUGCAAAUCGAUCAACAGGAGCAACAAAUAUGAAUGAACAUAGCUCACGUUCACAUGCUAUAUUUAUGAUUACAGUUGAAAGUAGUGAGAUGGGUGCUGAUGAAAAAGCACAUAAUCGUGUUGGAAAACUUAAUCUUGUCGAUUUAGCUGGAAGUGAACGUCAAGGUGAACGAUUUAAAGAAGCAACAAAUAUCAAUUUAUCUCUUUCAGUACUUGGUAAUGUUAUCUCUGCGCUUGUUGAUGGUAAUUCACAUGUACCUUAUCGUGAUUCAAAAUUAACUCGAUUAUUACAAAAUUCACUUGGUGGUAAUUCAAAAACAAUUAUGAUUGCAACACUUGGACCUGCAGAUUAUAAUUAUGAUGAAUCACUUACAACACUUCGUUAUGCUAAUCGUGCUAAAAAUAUCAAAAAUCAACCACGCAUAAAUGAAGAUCCUAAAGAUGCUUUAUUACGUAAAUUUCAAGAUGAAAUAGCUCGAUUAAAAGAACAACUUGAAGGAAAAGGUAAAAGUGGUCGUAAAUCUCGUCGUCGUAAUAAUCAAGAUGGAAGUAAUAAUGAUGAAAAUGAUGAUGGUAAUCAAAAUGAUGAAGAAUUAUAUCUUAAAGAACAACAAGAUAAACUUAAUGAUGAAAAACGAACAAUUCUUCAUAAUAAAAAUAUCAAUGAAAAUGAACGAGAAAGUAUGCUUCAAGAAUUAGAAGAACAAAAACAAGCUAUUGAACGUGAACAAGAAGAACGUCGUGAAAUACAACAUAAAAUUCAACAAAUGCAAUCAAAAUUAAUCACCGGUGGAAAAGAUAUUGUUACACAUACAAGUGAACAGGAAGAAAUUCUAAAACAAAAACGGCGUUUAAUUGCGGAAGCUGAACGUCGUCAUCGUGAAGUUCAACAACGAUUGGAGCAAGGUGAAGAAGAACGACAAACAAUCAAUGAAAAAUAUACAACUAUAAAAGAAGAAGUUGAUGAUAAACGUGCUAAACGAGAUAAAUUAUCGAAACAAUUAAAAAAACUUGAAGCAAAAAAACUUGAUAUUACGGAAAAUCAUCGAAUAGCACGUGAAGAACUUGAAGCUGAACAACGUGAAAUGCAAAAACAAGCUAAAUUAUAUCAACUUAUUAUUGAAAAUUUUAUUCCUAUUGAUGAACGUGAACGAUUAUUUAAACGAAUUCAAUUUGAUAAUAAACAUAAUCAAUGGACAUUAAAAGAAUUAUCAAAAGAAACAGAUCAAAUGGCUGCUCGUCCAAAGUCAAUUCGUAAUGCUCACCAUCCAAUAGUUUCAAAUUCACAAUCAAAUUCUACUCCAAAAAUAGCUGAAUUUAAAGGUGAAAAUAUUAUGCUACUUCAAAUGGAUGGUCCUAGUCGAACCACUCGAGACUAUGAAGGUCCAAUCGUUUCACCAAUGAUCCAAGCAGCUAUUGAAAAUGCAAUGAAAGAUGAAGAUAAUAUUGAAUUAGAUGCAAAUAAUAUUCCAGUGGAUAAACGUAAGAAGAAAAAAAAAACAAUUCCUACUGGUGAAAAUGCAUAUGAUCAUUAUACAUCAUCAUCAACAACAUCAGUGUCCCGUCUUGGAUAUGGAGAUUUACAAACCGGUCGUAGUAUGAAUAGUGCACGACGUUAA